CCUGAGGCUCCUUGCACUUAGUGGUUUCUCCCCUUCUGCCAGCAGCAGCCGACGCAAGGCUCAGCAGAGAUGUCUUCCCACCAGCAGAAGCAGCAGCAGCAAAUACCAGCCCAGUGCCAGCAGAAGUGUCCCCCGAAGGGCGUGGAGCAAUGCCAGGCCCCCAAAGGACAGACCAAAUGCCCCGUGAAGAGCAUCCCACAGCAGCAGCAGCAGCAGCAGUGCCCCAAGCAGAAGUAGAGCUCCCAGCAGCGGCCAUGAAGGGCUGUGGAGGAUGCAAAAGCGUCUUUCUGUGCUCUCUUU
This is a messenger RNA of Gallus gallus (chicken), 300 nucleotides long. RefSeq lists its product as uncharacterized. The transcript has 2 exons. The record is from RefSeq and is marked inferred. NCBI's taxonomy places the organism in Eukaryota, Metazoa, Chordata, Aves, Galliformes, Phasianidae. Bases 70 to 237 code for a protein of 55 amino acids.